GGCAGACAGCGGCUGGCAGCUCAUAAGGUACCUCGUCUGUUCACAGAAUUAGUUCAGUCUGAUGUUAGGAACAAGAAAACAAUCCAGGGCAACAACGUUGGUACAUAUUUACCACGUACCGCAGUCUGGAGCCAUUUUUUAUUUAACUUCAUCAGUUUGGAGAUUUGCAAUGCAGAGGAACACUUUGGUCUUGCUUUCAGAUUCAGCAUAUCCAGAUUGUGAAGCCAAGCAGAGACAUUAAGUCUGAGAGGCUUUUUCUGGAGGACUGCAGGUGGAUUGCAAGCAGAAUUUGAGACCUCCUUGGCAGGACUUCUCCACAGACACUCUGAUCUGCCCUGACAGAUCUUGCUGAAGAGAAACGGAGAGUACAGUAACGAUGGUUCUGUUGGAGGGAACGGAGCUAGAUGACAGAAGAGGCCGUGUCUGGUUGCGGCCUUUCACCCAUCAGGUUGGGGGCCAUGCCGGAAUUAUGUGCUACGACAAGACCACCAUUUGCAAGCCCCUCGUGUCUCAAGAACAGGUUUUCUACGAGUCACUUCCUGCGGAUCUGCGACCAUUCACAGCGCAAUACAAAGGUCUUAUCUCAGUGUAUGCAGAGACGGACAGCAGCGGCCAGUUGGGUUUGGUUGCUUUUUCUCAGAAUGAUAAUGACAGCCUAGCGGUACAGACUUUGGCAACUAAGAGAAAGCACAAAAGAGGCAGAAACGGCCUUUCUGAAAAACUUCUACUUGAGGAAAGUCACUUCUUAGGAAAAAGCUGCCAUGACAGAAGCAAUGGCUGCAUCAAAGUAAGCAGUUUCUCCAUAAACCUGGUGCAGGACUCAGACACAGCCUACCAAAUGGAGGAUCCAAACGGUAACAAGAAUGACAUUCAAGAAAGAAACAGCCAUAACCCUUGGGGGCUCCACUGUCUUCGUACUCUGCUUUCACAUAUGACUAGCGAGUUCACUGAAAACAAGUUAUUCAGGUUUGUCCUGUUAGAGAAUGUGGUGUCCCAGUUUCACCAGCCCUGCAUCCUGGAUCUAAAGAUGGGUACCCGACAACAUGGUGAUGAUGCCUCUGAAGAGAAGAAGAAGCGGCACAUGAAAAAAUGUGAGCAGAGCACUUCUUCUUCGCUGGGACUGCGUCUAGGUGGCAUGCAGGUAUACCAGGCAAAGUCUCACCACUUUCACUGCAGAGACAAAUAUUAUGGCAGAACACUGACAGAAGAAGGUUUUCAGCAGACGCUAUACCACUUUCUACAUGAUGGCCACCGCUUGAAGAAAGAGCUAAUUGAUCCCAUUCUGCAGAAACUCUUAUGUCUUAAAUCCAUCAUUGAACGUCAAGGCUCUUACCGAUUCUACUCGAGCUCCUUGCUUAUCAUAUAUGAGGGAAAACAUCAGAGUAACAGCAACCUCGGACAUCGAAAAGGGAGUCCUGCCGGCUAUUCUACAGAGCCGCCACCACCAAGCACAAUGCCAAAGGUGGAUGUGCGCAUGAUAGAUUUUGCUCACACUACCUAUAAGGGGGCCAGAAACAAUACGACCACAUAUGAUGGGCCUGACCUGGGGUACAUAUUUGGAUUACAGAAUCUAAUUCACAUUCUACGGAAGAUCAAGGAUGGUGACUGACAAAGGCUAACUCUGACACAGUGACUUUCAUUUUUUUCUCUUUUAACCAGCACCUAUUAUCAUACUUGCAGCACUGAAACAACAGUGGCUGCCUUCAGAAAAUGUUAGGGCAUGCCUUAUUGACUAUGUAUUAUCAAUCUGCCAUAUCUGUGCUUUCAGCAUGAUAUAUAUUCUGGCUUGGUUCAUAUAAAUGGCAAAAGGUGGCUCACAGGUUAAACAUAAGAUAAGAGGGUGAGCUGUAAGAGGACAUUGAAAAGGACUGUGAGAAUGGGUUGCAUAUGUUAAAGGUUAAACAUUUUAUCAGUAUGCUUGGAGACAUGUAUAAUACAAAUAAUUAAAAACAACGCAAUACAUCGAAGGAGAAGUGCGCAAGGGUUUAACAAAUGCAGACCUUAUAAAGCAACAAGCACAAAUAAAAGAUGUUACAGAAUAUAAAUAUGUCAACCAAGGAAGGCCUUUAAGUAUAAACGUUGCAACAGGACCUGGAAAUCACAGCUUGAAUCCUUGAAUAACAAACAGUAUCCAGUUUACGAAAUUCUUCUGAAAGGGACUGAAAAGGAUUGUAACUUUUUUAAAGUAAGCAGUAGAUUAUGGACCAAUGGAACAUCUGCAAUACAGAAAGGAGAGUGCUUUAUUUCAUUCCUCUGACUUUGUGUCAACUGAAACAGAAAUCCAUCCGUUUUCAAACCUACUUAAUCCAAUUCACAGUAGCAGUCACCUCUAAAAUGUAGAUGGGACAUGUUCUCUGUAUUAGUCAUAGGUAUGCUUCUCAUUUAGUAAUAAAGGAAUAAAUAAAUUGCAGCUGAGGUGGUACACUGGUUAGCACUGCUGCUUCACAGUCGUCUGUGUAGAUUUUUCUGCUGAUGUUCAGGUUAGAUAAACUGGUGAAUAUAUGUGCCCUAUGAUAUACUGGCCAUCUGCUCAGGACUGUCUCCUGCCUUGGGCCCAGUGCUGCCAGGAUAGGUUCUGCUCUACACAAACCUGUUGGAGUAAGCAGGUUUUUAGAAGGAAUAUGUGAAUACAUUGAAAUUUCAUUCUUUAGGAGUGUUUCUUAACCGGGGGAUCCUGUUUCCUCUCACAUCCUAAAGUUAGACUGACUGACAACUCUAAAUCAGUUCAAUGUGAGUGAUCAUGGAUGCAUGUGUGCACCCUGUGGUGGUCUGGAACCCUGUCCAGGAUUGGUUUCGGCCUUGACGCAGUACUCCUGGAUUAGCUCCAGACACCCAAAAGCCUGAGAAUCGCUCAGGCGACUUGAGAAAAUGUGUCGAAGUGUAGAAUUACACCUGAAAAUGUGUUUGCGAUGAAAAUGUAAGUACGUAUGAAAAAAAAACUUUUACCAUUUAAACAAUUUUACACUUUAUGAUUAAAAAAAAUUACAAAAAUAUAAUGUGUCAUUUUCUUCACAUCUAAUGAUUUUAAACAACCCUUUCCCUCUCUCUUUUGCCAGUGUUUUUGAGAUCACAUUCAUUUAUCUUUUAAAUGAUUACUGGUUUGCAGCAGUGUGUUACUGUUAUUGCCGUAAACAUUGUGGGGUUUUCUGUAGCGUGGCAGAAAUAAACUCCACUGAAAAUGAA
Polypterus senegalus (gray bichir) is the source of this 3183-nucleotide messenger RNA. Its product is annotated as inositol hexakisphosphate kinase 3-like. Gene Ontology annotation, biological process: phosphatidylinositol phosphate biosynthetic process; inositol phosphate biosynthetic process. NCBI's taxonomy places the organism in Eukaryota, Metazoa, Chordata, Cladistia, Polypteriformes, Polypteridae. The coding region runs from base 377 to 1609 and encodes 410 amino acids. The record is from RefSeq and is a predicted model, not a curated record. Gene Ontology annotation, cellular component: cytoplasm; nucleus. The transcript has 6 exons. Gene Ontology annotation, molecular function: inositol hexakisphosphate kinase activity.